AUGCGCGAGGAUGCACGUGUUGGGGCGUGCGGGUGGCGAGCGGGCGCGGAUGGAAAAUCGGUCGGACGCGAGCGCGAGCGGGAUGGAGUGGCGAGUGGCUGCUGUUUGCAAGUCUGCUGGGACAACCGCGGGCUGCAACGGGAGACACCCACCCAAUCCCCUUUCUUGCAGGUUGCGAGAAAGUGUGAGAGAGGUUUUGGGCACGUGGGCACUUCUGCACGUGGGCACUUCUGCACGUGGGCACUUUUGCACGUGGGCACUUCUGCAUGUGGGCACUUCUGCACGUGGGCACUUCUGCACGUGGGCGCUUCUGCACGUGGGCGCUUCUGCACGUGGGCGCUUCUGCACGUGGGCGCUUCUGCACGUGGGCACUUUGGAGCUGGUGCAACAGGGGAUGUGACUGCGUGGUGGAUGCAUUCAAGACAGUUUCGGUGUGGUGCUGUGUGGUCGGCAGGGGAGGAAGACUGUCCAAGGGCGAUAGCAACAUUACAGGAGGGUUAUUGGAGCAGCAGAGGAGGAAUCAGUAGGAGUGGCAGAGCGGUUCAAGUAACAGCAGAAGGGGAUAUUCUCCAGCAAUUAGUCCCGUCAGUGCUUCGUGGUGGGGCAGGAGCAGUAGGGUGUUUCGAGCAACGGUAG
Closterium sp. Yama58-4 is the source of this 636-nucleotide messenger RNA. The record is from the annotation of a GenBank genome assembly. Lineage: Eukaryota; Viridiplantae; Streptophyta; Zygnematophyceae; Desmidiales; Closteriaceae.